CUAAUCCGACUCGUACUCAGAGUAUAUCUGUCGUUUCAAAAGAAGUUUCCAGAAGGAGAAGGCGGUUUCGUUGUCUCUUGAUAAGCUCCGCAAUAAGUGAUACAAUGGCGACUGAUCAUCCCGCAGAGAAAGCCAAAGAAGCAUUCGUUGACGACAACUUUCAACUCGCCGUCGAUCUCUACACACAGGCUAUCAACUUAAACCCUAAAAACGCUGAUCUCUUCGCCGACCGUGCUCAGGCCAAUAUCAAACUCAACUAUUUCACUGAAGCUGUAGGUGAUGCAAACAAAGCAAUUGAGCUGGAUCCUUCGAUGGCUAAGGCAUACCUUCGCAAGGGAACUGCAUGUUUAAGUCUAGAAGAAUAUCAUACUGCCAAGGCAGCACUUGAAACUGGUGUUUCUUUAGCUCAAAAUGAUUCAAGAUUUACCAAGUUGAUUAAAGAAUGUGAUCAACGAAUUGCAGAGGAAGGUAGGGGUACGAGGCCCCUAACGUCAAAUAUCCCACCAACUGCUGCACAUGCUUCUAUUGGAUCUCAAGCAGUAGGUAAAAAUUUUGCAAGUGAGGAAGAAGCCAGGCCAGUACUUAAUGAAUCACAUCAGAUGAAAGAGAUGGCAUCAGUCAAACCAAAGUACAGGCAUGCAUACUAUCAGACACCUGAGGAAGUGGUGGUUACAAUAUUUGCAAAGGGAUUACCAGCAGAAAAUGUGGCCGUCGAGUUUGGUGAACAGACAAUGAGUGUUAACAUUGACAUCCCUGGUGAAAAUGGGUUUCAUUUUCAGCCACGACUAUUCCGGAAGAUAGUACCUGGUAAGUGCAGAUAUGAGGUGUUAUCGACCAAACUUGAGAUCCGGCUUGCAAAAUCUGAAGCAAUUAACUGGACAUCUCUUGAAUAUAGCAUGGAAGUUGCAGUUCCACAAAAAAUAAAUGUGCCAUCUGCUCUUGGAUCCCAGAAGCUAAGAUAUCCAUCUUCAAAGGCAAGAACAACAGAUUGGGAUAAGUUGGAGGCCCAAGUAAAGAAGGAGGAAAAAGAAGAGAAGCUAGAUGGUGAUGCAUCCUUGAACAGGUUUUUUGGGGACAUUUACAAAAAUUCAGACGAGGACAUGAGGAGAGCCAUGAUUAAAUCUUUUGUCGAGUCCAAUGGAACUGUGCUGUCAACGAACUGGGAGGACGUGGGUUCGAAGAAGGUGGAGGACAGCCCUCCUGAUGGUAUGGAGUUGAAGAAGUGGGAGUAUUAAGGAGUCGACUCUGUGGAUACAGUGAUGGAUACUUCCUUUUGCUUUUAUCCUAUAGCUCCCUCAUGUCUUUUAAAAUAGUAUCAUCUUAAGCACCGAGAUUAGCUGAAGUUUUUUAAAUUAAUCCCAAAAUGGUGUUUAUGCCGUGCAUCUGAUAAUUGUCUGGUUUGGCAGCUUCUCAUGGGACAGUUUACAGAAAUAUCCUGUUUUACUGAAUUGAUAUUGUUUUUGAUGGGGCU
Molecule: messenger RNA, 1471 nt
Organism: Cornus florida
Lineage: Eukaryota; Viridiplantae; Streptophyta; Magnoliopsida; Cornales; Cornaceae
Product: protein SGT1 homolog
Exons: 11
Coding region: 105-1235 (376 amino acids)
Biological process (GO): protein stabilization; defense response to fungus
Cellular component (GO): cytoplasm; nucleus
Molecular function (GO): protein-folding chaperone binding
Source: RefSeq, a predicted model, not a curated record